UGUAUCAGAUUCUACACAGCAAACUGGAGCUGUAUUGAGAACAAGUAUUCAAGCUAUGGAGGAAGUUAUCUUAAACUUCCCAGGUAAAAUGGAUCAGCUCAGAAACAGUGGUGGAGGGGGGGCAAUGACCCCCUGAUGAUUAAACCUCACCCUCUAAAUUAAAGCAAUGUGGGUGUGGCUCAAGCAUUGCUGACCCCAUAGACAUAGAGGUAACACGUUGCGAAAGCAGGCAAGGAAGGAAUGAAAAUUAUUAAAUGAUGAAAUGUGAUGCCCGAAAUGUUUUUCUUACUACCAGUCCCCUUCAAAAUCAAGUUGCUUCAUUGGUUUUUAAUGUUUAUCUGCUUUUUUUACCUCCCCUGAAAGAUUCAGAGGCAGGAGGGAAUGCUUCAGAAAAUAAGACUAUUAUCUUAAAUUUUAAAAGAAAUUUUUAAGACUGAAGCCCAUGUCAGCCUUCAUUUAUGACUUGGGCUGUUUUAUUGUUUUUUUUUCUCUCUCUUAGUACAAACUAUUUUUAUCAUUUGACGUUUUUGUUUUUUCUUAUCAAUCAGGCCACAUCCGGGAAAGGGACUUGAAAGACAAGUUUUUGCAAUGGAUAUGGAGGAUCAGGUGGAUUGUGUGAAUCAGGUGGAGAAAUUUAGCUGUUAAUGUUUGAUUGUUUAGCUACAUAUAAUUAUUUAUUAAGGAAAUUGUUUUAACCCUUAACUCCCAUGAGUGACCAAGACAGAGUUUCUCUUUACCAUAUCAACACAACGUCAAGCAGACAAGUGAUGAGAAUAAGGUGAAAUAGAAGAACAAGAUGAAUAAUAGAUGAGAAUAAGGUGAAUUAGAAGAUCAUUAACUGAUCCAGUACUAAAUUCUCUGAACUAUCACAAAAGAACUGUAUAACAGACAGUAAGGAGAAUUGGUAAUGACAUCUUUGGAAUGAAAGGGUUCGAAAUCGAUAAGAUCCUGUUGACUGACAAUAACUGAGUGGUUUUAGAAAGGUAUACCAGAAGCCAUUCAAACAAUUUGGAACCCAAAAUACCCUCCCAGAGCUUUGGGGCAGAGAGAGAUCUGAUAUUUCUCUAAUGAUGACGGGUUUUGAUUCGCAGGCUGUACCAAUGAGCCCAAUGCGAGAGAAAGGAAUCUCCAGACAGGGUUACCUUACAAAGGCUCCAUUCCAUGGUGAAAGUAACGGUACACCCGGAGCUAAGGUACAUCUGUUUUUGGGGUUACUCUGGUUCGUCUAAUGUGCAAUAUUUUUAAGGAGGGGGGAGGGGGGUGAGGGGGCUCUUCCCAGUAAUGGGCUGAAGGGCAUGUGCCGCGGGAUGGAGAGUUGCAUUUUCACAACUGGAUUAACUAUCAUAGCGUUGCAUUCGAAUGGGUCGCACAUUUUCGGGAUUCUGGGGGUAAGAAAGUACUAGUAAAUAGGGAUUUAAACAUGGCAGGAUUUCUGAUAAAGGAUUUCUGAUUACCGUAUUACAAAAGUGACUAAGACGAGGUUUCUAAUGGGCCACAGAAUAGACUAAAAUGGGUCUUCCUCCUCCCCCUUUCUCCCCCCCGCCCCCGACUAUUUUCGCUGAACGUUACUACUGUAUUACUUGGGGUUGGUUUUCGAAACUCAAUUGAAAACUGCCUCCAUCGAUUAAAUUAAUUUUCUUGUUGAUCUCUGUGCAAACCUUAAUCCGCAGAACUUCAAGCGGAGGUGGUUUCACCUGAAGCAAAUAUCAAAUGAUGGCUCGUACAUUUUGGAAUACAAGAAGGUGAUAAAGGUUUUUUUUUGCAUGAAAUGCAGUAAUUGUUAGAAAUAAACAGGUGACAUAGCUUUAAGAUUAACGAUGAUAAAGGUAAGUUAAGGAAAUCAUAUUAACUUGAGCGGUGCAUUUCUUGAUUUAUGGGUAAAAGAGCUGUUUUGGAACCCGCGUUUUUUAAAUUGCUCGAGCCGUUUUAAUCAGAACGAGAUAUUUUGUUGGACAUUUAUUAACGGUAUUUACUGAUGACGAGAACGAGUACGACAAUGUCAUACAUAACGAUAACCAAAAACCAUGAUCAGGGCUUUCAAUAACUUUUACCAUAAGCGGCUGCCGAUGGUUUAACAGGCGGCUGUGCUUGGGAAAAGGGGCCGAAAGGCUAAAACCAAACACGAGAGGAUAAACAGACGGCGGUAAGAGGCUUACAGGCGGCGGUAGACUGCUAGUAACUUUCUUUCACUGAAACGCCGGCAUGACCGUAGCGAGGAAUAGAUGAUUGUUAAAACGAUUAUUUUUAAUGGAAAAAGAAUAAUAACCACGACAGUUAUCAGGGUUCGCACAGGUCCUGAAAACCUCAAAAGUCGUGGAAUUUUAUUUUGACAUUUUCCAAGACUUUCCAGUCCUGGAAAAAGACAACAGGUCCUAGAAAGUCGUGGAAAUCUGCUUAACUCAAGCAUUAAAUUUUUCAGAAUUUAGGUUGUUAGAAAUUUAUAUAGACCGUAAAGCGCAUCGAUUUUGAAAUCUUGGGAAUGAUAGGGUUUAAGGUGGAAUUUGAAGUCCUGGAAAAGUCCUUCAAAAUUUGUUUAAUCCUGGGUUAUGACUUAUGCUUUUGGUGUCUUACUCAGGAUGAUCUCAAACCAGUAUGGCAAGAGGGGUGCUCUAUUUGGAUGCGUGUACUCACAUCACUAAGGUAACUUUUAUUUUUUUGUAGUAUCAUCAUACGACAAUGACGAUAACGCUAAGGCACUCCGCAUGUAGUUACCUUUGGGCCAAGAUUCGCGAAAUAACAAAGAGUAACUCCCCAGACCUUGAGAAAUUAAGAAGAAAUAUCAGACUUGAGAUUGAAAUAAUAUACUUUGAAUCUUAAAUCCCGAAGAUCGACUAGUUACUAAUUUUUCCUGACGGUAUCAGCGCAGAAUAAAACAUUAAGGACACGAGAAUGGAGGAAAUGAUCGCCAACUAAAAAACUCUCGAUUGAUAACCAGAUUCUCUUAUCAGGACAAAAGGAAAUGUAUAGAAGAUAGCAGGAGGAAUAUGCUCACUGAUGUUAGGGGUAUAAAGGCUUAAACGAGACCUCGAGGCUCAUCGAAGGGCCUGGUCACGAGCUUUAGAGAUCGGUCAAAAAGUUUCUGAGACUCGCCAGUUUUUAACACUUUAUUCUAUAGCAUCAGUAUGUAUAUUCUCCAUACUGUUCUCUGUACGUUUCUUAUGAUAUCGACAAGAAGAAUUUGUUUGAAAGUCAGUAUCUUCCUAGCUGGUAGUUGUUUCGUUUAGUCUUGUAACCUUAAUGUAAGAUUCAGUAGUGAUACCUUAAUGAGAAGUUGGAUUUAAGUCACUCCUAGAGGUUAAAGAGUUUAUAAGUACCAUGUGCCAUUGCUAUAGUUUGGAUUUCAAAAGCCUGUGAAUGCUGGAUUGGUGAUUAUGUUUGUAAUACUCAGGGCGAUAGUUGCUAACUGAUUAAUAAUGACAAUAGGACCGAGUAGAGUCCAAUUCAGUCUGUUAUCAUACGAGUGAUUACAAAAUCGGCUGACCGCAAAGCGGGAGUUAAAUUUGUUAAUCAGGAGUGUGAUUACAGAACAAAUUGGACGCCAGAAAGUCCUGUUACCAAUUAAUCGUAACAAUUAAAAUUUCCGAAAAUAACAAAUACAUUUGUUGGAGAUAAUAUCUCCGUUAGAGCCUUGUCUCAACUAAGAGUUCCUCCAUUUUGGACAUUCCCCAGUUUUGUAGAUUUAUUGGUUGUUGCUAUGGUUAUUGUAAUCAAUUCUGGAAUUGGUGGAUUUAGCUGAGUGGACCAAGCAUGGUUGAUCCGAUUACAGCCAAUAGUCCGUUUACACUGUCUGAUUACAACUUUGCAGAAUGAUUUAUGGAAAAUGAAACAGCCAAUGCCCCAAUCACAUUUUAGGAAAUUGUAAUGGUAAUGGUUAUCACCUAUAUUUCAGGGGGUGAAGGGACGGAUGUACGGAUUUGAACUUCACAUUCAAGACAAACUGUAUUGCUUGGUUGCUGACAGUCAAUCGGAGAUGGACGCGUGGAUUUCAACUCUGUGCAAAGUCACUGGAAUAGAUAUGGACACGAGCAGUAAAUCCUCCGGUUUCAGCUUCCCUGUGAAGUUAAAAGCACCGAAACUGCAUCAGUCUCUGAGAGAAAGUCUUAAGAGUAGCAAACAUCCAGAACUUCUUGAAUUUGCAAAGGAAACGGAAGUUUUGAACGCGAAACGAAGGAAGGAUGGACGGAAGAAACUUUUUUCGCUAGUGCACGACCUGGACAAUAACGGUACGUGCGUGAAUUACGACGACGCACGGAUAGAUGCGGACGUUUUCCAGCAACACUUUGGAAUGCGUUUAGUGUUGGAAUGCGAGGAACUGAAGUUUCGUCUGUUGAGAACUUUGCACGAUGGCAGUGAGGCAAACAUUGAGCCGUUCUUUUUGUGUAUUGCGUUGUUUGACGCUAAAAUAGGAGCAAAGAUUUCAGAGGAUUUCCACUGUGAUCUAAACGACGCUUCCACCGUGGAAAUGCUCCACGGCUCGGAUCUAAUUGAGAACGGCCAGGCAAAUGGGAAUGGUGUGGAUCAUCCGGAAGUGAAUAGCCGAGAGUUGGAAUAUACUUGUCCGAGAAAGGUAUGACAAGCUGGAUCAAUGUCAGUAUCUGAGCAACCGCGUACCUACCCCUUUCCCUAACCCAAUUAACGGUCAGCUGAUAACAAGUUAGGGUCAAUGUCGGGUUACAAGAGGGGUAGGUGCGCGGUUGCUUCGCUGUCCACGUUCAAUCACGUGGCUUUUUACCACUAUCAUUUGCGUAUUCUGUGCGAGUAAUCUGCGAGCAUCACAAGAAUGAUACGUGGGAAUUACACGCACUUGAUGCGGGUGUAAAACGCUUGAAAUGUAACUCUAUUUAUUCUGAAUGCCUUCAAGGUAUGCCUUUUGCUAUCCUGCAUGUUUUUAAUUAGGCAGUCUUCUCCAUAACAAAUCCCCACUCGGAGGUGUACCUGGUAGUUAGGAUAGAGAAAGUUUUACAAGGAAGCAUCAGUUCGUGUGUCGACCAAUACCUCAAGUCUGGUGACACCAAAAAGAUUGCACAAAAGGCACACAAGCUGGCUGAGGUAUGCUGCAAAAGUCUGGGUCAAUAUGGAAUGCCAUUUGCUUGGACAGCAAGGUUAGUUUUUGUUUAUUAUUUGUUUAUGAUUUUUUCAUCGCUUAUUACGCAAUCAAUCUUACGGUUAUAUUCGAACGAGUUUUUGUGAACACUGAGCUUCAUCCUAUUUUUGGACGCGGCCGGCAUUUGUGGGUCAAGAAAUUAAUGGUAGUCUUGUUAGCUUGACUGGGUCCGGUGCAACCAGCCUUGUUAUUAAGGAAAUAGAACCAAACAGAACAUAGUCAAGAAAUUUUUCUUGGUUUAACCGUGUUCUUUGAGUUUCCUUUUUUUUUCUUUCUUUAACCUUCAACUCCACUGAAUGACAAGCACCUUAUUUCUCCUAACAGUAUUAAUGCGGAAUGAAACAGUCAGGUCACGAGAAUAAAGGAAAAGAUCGCCAAAUAGUGAAGCUCUUGAUUGUCAAACAAAUUCUCCCUGUCUGUACCAUAGGCAAUGUAUAGAAAACAACACGGAGAAUAUACAUAUAGCCAGGUGUUAUGGUGUGAAGGCUUAAGUGUUAACGAGAAUCGACUCUAAGUUAUACUAUUGUCCUUUGUAGAAACAAGAGUCCACAAAGACGAUAUUUGUUGUUUCAUGCUAUUUUCCCUUCACAUUUAACGGCAGUCUUCUGCCUGACAUACCAUUAGUCAAAAUUAUCUCUUAGAGAGUUCAUGUCCUCAGCAAGACAGUUUAUAUUUAUAUUUUGUAGGCCGUUGUUCAACAAUGAUGGGGAACUGGAAAUUGGGGAGUCAACGUCAAUCUACAAACAGGUCCGUUCACGUCAGAAGAUGUGUUUCAGAUAACCUUUUUAAUGGCAGAAAUAUUAUGUGCUUUCUGGAGCAUACUUUUGUUACCUCGUUCAAAAUUAAGUGCAAGGAUUUCCACGUGGACAAUUCUUUCCGUAUUUGUUUUACAGGACAGAGAAAAACUCAGCGAUGAAGAAGUGAUAAAACUGUUGUCAAACUACAGUGCCACGUAAGUCACCUUCAAAACGAAUUCGCUAGACAUUAAAAAUGAACUUUAACUUUACUGUACAAAAUAAGCGACAUAUUUUUAAACGGGACAGUUCUUAAAAAUGCAUGAUUGCAUUUAACUCCAUUUAAUGCCACAUAAUUAAUUUGGAAAUGAUAUAUGAUGGCCUUAGAUUUUGUUCUGUCUGCUUAUUUAUAGAAAGGAAAAAUUCAAGCAACAGGUUAUACCAGGAACGCUGCAUAUUUCUCUAAAGAAAUAUUUCGAAGGAAUACCAAGUAAGCGAAACUACGUAAAGCAAACAAAAGCGAUAAAGCCUCAUCGACCUCGGUCAGGUUUUAACUCAAGGGUUAAAAUUAAAUCGUCAAAACUUUUCAACUUUUAUUUCUGUACUGAAUAGGUCAUUUCACGUUUGUGUACUUAGUUACCAAGCCUUUGAUAUGGAGUGAGGCUGAAGGUGACCUUGUUGUGAUAGAGAGACUAGUAUCUAGUAUACAUGAUAACAACGUAAUUCACAUUUGAUUUGCUGCAACUUUUGUAUCAUAACAAGGUCAUCCCUCGCCUCACUCCUGUUCAAAGGCUUGUCAACCAAGCACACAACUGUAAAAUGGACCAUAAGCCAGAGGGGAAGAGUCGCGAUUUUAUCAAAACAGGCGAGGGAACAUGCCAUGUUUUCAAAGCCAGUCGGUUGGUUGCGUUUACACUUAAUCAAAGAUCGACACCUAUGAAAAACUUGAAAAAUGAUAGGGGGAAAUGAGAAAGGUUGAAUUGAUUCUUGAGCGAAGACCUGCGCUACUUUUCCCUUGAUUGCGAUUUUAAAAUAUGGCUUCAGGCCCGUAAAAAUUACCCGGGUUUUCAGAGAAACGAACCCAAAUCUACACAGCGGUCAGAAAUGGGGCAUUCGCAAGGGGAUCAUUUUCGGGCGCCCGCGCGCCAAUUUCCCGCGCAAAAGGUAUGAGGAAACCAUAAGAUACAAUCACCUUUUCGCAAAGUAAGCGAAAGAAAAUUGAAAUGUUCAUGGAAAUCUGUAAAAAGAAACAAAGGUCAGGAAAAGGAAACGGCCGACUUUUCCAACACAAAACCUAUUGGUGUACGGGUAUCCUGUUGAUUUACCAUUCAGCUCACCGUAUCUUCCAUACUACAUGGGGUAUUGACUAACUUUUGUUUUCUCGAUAGACUCUCUAACGUCGUCACUGGUUCCCGUGAAGCCGUGGGAUGAUUCUCUAAACGUUCGUCCCACAGUUGAAGUGGAAGAAUUCUCACAAUCAUGUCCUGAAGCUGCACAUCCGCACAUUUCCUACGUGAACAACUUCUACGUCUACCCUCUCGCUCUAAACUAUAGCAAUCAAAAAGUUUACUCCAAGGUAAAAUGCCAGUUAAAUAUUUCUGUUCAGACGAACCCUGGUCACGUCUGCCUUGUUGUUUCUUCUCGUAUCCGGUUUUGAUUUCAGGUCAAUAACAGUUAUUGUAACUCGCUAUAUUAUCUUUCCUAUUCAGGCAAGAAACAUUUCUGUGAAGAUUGAAUUCAGAGAUUCUGAUGAUGAAAAUGCGAAACCUCUCAAGGUAUCUCCAAUUGUCUACGAGAUUUACAGUCAUCAUUUGAGGUGUCUGUCCAUCAGAUUUUCUUUCACAUAUUAUGGAAUGGUCAUAUUAACAAAAAAAUUGUUUCUGUGCAGUGUAUAUACAAGAAGAAAGGAAGCCCUGGGUUCACUACGCAUGCUUUCGCUGCCGUUGUUCAUCACUGCACAACUCCCACAUUUUACGAAGAGGUGAGUGCAAGAAUUAUUUUACAUCAUAGCCUUUAAACAAAGGUCCGUUUCUCGAAAGUUCCAAAUCAAAAUUUGAAGAAUAGAAAAGGCUCUGUCACCGGAACCAGUCCAUUGUGUACCUUUGUACUUUUCAAAACCAAAUCUUGAAUGAAAACAGAACAGCUUUGCGGGCCCGUUAAGCGAGACCUUUGAGAAACGGGCACCGGGGGCCCUCAUUAUUAUUGCUACAGGAUGCACGUUUCUCCAUCUUCAGGAAGAUUGGGAACGGAUCGAGAGGGGAGAUUUGCCGAGGGUCUGGCACUAAAUAUCAUCAUCAGUACCAGACCCCUUGCAGACCUCUCGUUGCUCAAGGCCUACUGACGAAGAAAGUGCGUCCCGGAGUGCUUCUAAUGAGGGCUUGCUCCUACGCUAUUCUCAUCAUCACUCCUUUAUUCAGAAACGCCACUUGUCGUUCGACCGACAACUUUGUUCACUGCUGAUUUUAAAGGGUAUACAGAGCUUAUAAGCAAAGGGGGAUAAUCUUUUCCAUAUUCGGGGCUAAUACUGCUCCAUUCAACUUUGAUGCAGUACCUUGGCAACCUUUGUGGUAUGUCAUGAGCAUACAGGCGUGCAAGGUUUAAUGCUAUUGCCUUUAUCACUAUGCUUAACCAAAUCCUAAGUCUUCUGUGGAAAACGACUACUGCCAAGAAACUUGAGAUGAAACUCUUUUCAAAUGAAUGGUGCUGCCUCAAAUGGACCUUCUUUGGGAUGACCCUCCGUUCGUUUGUUUGCAGGUGAAAAUAAAGCUUCCUACUCAACUUACAGAAAAGCAUCACGUAUUCUUCACAUUCCAACACAUUGCGUGCGAACAGACCAAGAGCAGCAGUGGUACAGGAUCAGUCAAGGGUAAACCUCAGCCCAUAGAGACACCAGGUCAGUAACCCAAGGACUUACAGAUUAUUGACCGAGCGUGUAGCUAGUAUGGUUGGAUAUCGGUGAAGUUACAAACGCCAAUGAGAGUAUGGCCAAUAUCUAGCUGUCGUGAGCGAACAGACUUGGUCAACAAAGGAUUAAGUAAAUGGCCAAAACCCGUUUAGCGUUUUUCCCUGUAAUCUUGAGCGUGUAAGGUGGCUCGUUACAGAGCCAACCGCAUAAUGCAUACGAUUUAUUGAUAAAGAUCGUGCUACUUUUUAUGAUCUAUCGAAAUCUAUCAGUUCAAGUCUCUGGAGCUUUUACUUAAGCAUUUCAAGAGAGACAGAGCUCUAUCUUCAGAAAUGCACGGAUAUUAACGGGAAAACAACGAGGGCAGAUUGUUUGAGCGUAAUUCAUUGAUUGACGCACACUUCUUUCCAUUUGCGCUUCAGUUGGAUAUGCAUGGAUGCCCGUGCUACAUGGAUCAAUGUAAGUAUACUAAACGAAAUGAUGACGUUUUAAUUACGUUUAAAAACAUUCGAGUGAAUUCAAACAAAUCUGGACCUUCCCUUUUCCUCCUACACCUGAUUUACGUCUAAAAACUGACCCCGUCGCCAGUUGUAAUCCGUGUAGAUUAAAAUAAAUGUGGAACUUGUUUGUUCCUAUUAUACUGGUGGCUUUCUAAAACUGACAGAAGAAAAGUAUGUCCUUGUUUUUUCAGCGUAAAACUCAACUAAGUAAUUUUCCUUUUAAUCUGUUGAGUCUGGAGUUAAAUAAUCCAAAUGCUUCUUCGUUGCUAGGAAAUCAUAAUACAAUGUUAACCCAAAAUUGGUAUUUCCUUUCCGUAGCAUUAAGACGGAAGAAAGUAAUCUGUUAGUUGGCCAAGUAGCUCCCAGUGGCUACCUCUCCGCCUACUUUGCCGGACUCAAGAGGGUAUUUAGAUGAGUCUAAGUUGUUUUCGCUACCGUUUGCUAUACAAUUGUUAAUGCAAAGAUACAGUGUAGCAUCUUUUUAAUGUAAAAUGGAUUUUUCUGAUAGGAUAUCUUUAAAAUUACAGUGGCACAAGAUAUAAUAAUGAUGACUGGAAAAGCAAAUGUGGAUUAAGAGUCUCUAAAUUUCUCCUUCAGAUCUUGCGUUCUCUCGGAGAGAUCUCGGAAUUUGCAUUCAUUUUCGAAAAUAAAAGAGAGGGCUGGAGUUAUAGGACUUGACAAGAGUCGCUUUUGAUCUCUUUUCUGCGGCACGCAAAAUUGUCUUCAACUCUAGGACAGCUGCACUGAAAAUUUGGUGAUAUACUAAUUAUGAAAAACAUCAAAAAGGCCAAUUUGUAAGAAUAAGCCAGAAAGGACCGUAUAUGUCCAAGGAUGGAGAAGAUUUCAAUGGUUACUAUUCCUAAGUUCUUACGUUCUCCGUCUUAACAGGCAACUGGCCCCGAUCUAAAAUGGGUCGACAAAGAGAAACCGCUGUUCAAAGUUUCCACCCGGCUAGUUUCCACAAUCAAUACUCUGGUAAGUGUUGCCGACAAAAGCAUUGUCCAGUUGAAAGUAUUAGGUGCUUUUAAUUUCUCAGUUAUCUUUGUCACCAUUUAUAUGUAUUAUUGAUCUGUGGGUUUCGUUGCUUUUCUCAUUGUUCGUCUGUUUGUUUCAAUUUAUUUUUUUUUAUUGUCCGCAGGAUCUUGAGGUGGACAACUUUUUCCGUCAUUGUCAGAAAUUUGACGGAUCGCCAGCUAUGGAUAUUGAGAUGGUGAAAAUUAUUAAGGUAGAGAUUGUGUUCUCCGCUGGCAUAAUGAAACGAAAUAGGUGGGGCCUGGGAAUGGAUCGUGUUCAUUUGUCGGGCAGUUUCGCCAUCUCAGGCUCUUUCUUACCUCAGUAUACACCCGCCCAACCACUCGUAAUUCCUAAAUCUUGUCAGUAAUGAAGUUCUGAAAAGGAUGUACUCGUGUAAAAUAAGUGUCAGAUUUUGGCGAUCACCCUUGCAUAGCUACCGUCCUUUCUCUGAGGACUUCAAAAUUGUUUAGCGUGAUUUUUACUUCCCACUAUUUCACUUUUACAGCUGCUGAAUGCUGUUGCUGUUGGCACAGUGGCAAGAUUCCUGCCAGUUAUCUUCAACCAGCUUUUUCAUAUUCUCGUUGUUACAGGAAACGAGGAUGUUUCUCUAAAUGUGGUCAGGUAUGUGAGUUAUAUGCGAUAGAAAUACGCGAUGAUACGCAAAUUUUCGUUCAUACUCUUACGCAGUGGAAAAUUGAAAUAACAGUUGUCCUUUUCAAGCACGUUGGUUCCAAACCAGAAAAAGGUGCAAAUGUACCAGGAGCAGCCAGAGGCUCAAGCUUCUUGAACCUCACUGUAAGAAAGACGCGUUCAAAAUUUCUUUUUUUUCCCAAGAACUGGUAAAGACUGGAAUCAGCUCCUCCCCGAUAUGCCUGAUGUUACGUCGCUUGCCGAAUUUAAGAAUUACCUUGUUUCAUUAACUUAAUAAGAACGUGUCGAGCGUGUCAAUUUGUAUAGUCAACUUUUCAUUCUAUAUUAUACUUAUUUUAAUUUUUGCUUUUGCAUUUUGUAAGUGGUUAUUGUGUUCCCUAACAGUGAAUAAGGGGGCACUAUGGUCCACGGCCAUCUUGGAUGUCAAUCCGGCCUUGUGAUUGGUUUAUUUGUGCCACGUUGUGUAAAAUACUCUUCUCUGAUUGGUUGUGUACCUUGUACUUCUUACUUCUUCAUAUACUUGCUGUUUCUUGGCAGGGUGCUGAUUCGAAUCACGGCGCAACUCGACGGAGCGAACCGAUUAGAAGCUUUGAAAUCUUAUGUCAAGGUUUGUAUUUCUUGUGUUCGUUCGCCUGCCUGAUAAAUGGUCUUUCCAAGCCGGUGAAUAUCAGUAUUAUUGUCUCAAACUGAACUUCAUACAGUUGUCUCAUAGCAUUCAAGGUGAGCAUCAACGAAGUCCAUCUUGUUGUGGAAGUAUUUUAACAUCUGUCUCACUCUUCUGUGACGCUCAAAACUACCUUCAGAGCGAGGAAAAACGUAAGCCAAAACAUAAUCGAACGUCAAUUUUUUUUUCGUCAAUUUUUUUCCUUUAGUAUGUAUUCGUCACAGAGCAGCCUCUGGACAAUAAAAAUACGAUUCACGAACAGCUCUCAAAAUACUUAAUGACGACUCUAAAGCCUGGCGCUGAUCCGGCGGUGGUCAAAGAUCUCAUGAAGGUACAAUAUGUUUGCAAACUUCAACGAAAAGGGAGUGUAGAACAUAGAAUUUUAGGCUUUGAUAAGGGUUUUCUUUAUACGGGUACGGUGAUUACUGCGAGUCAAUCGUUAGGCGAUGCAGUAGAGGAGGACUAUGUAAGUGAAACAGGGUAUCUGAUUGACUUACACUCGUUAGUGUUAAAACUCAGAAAUGUGUACAUAUGCUGAUUUGUCUUGGGUCAAUUUUGCUCGUGGAUAUGCGAAGCAUAGGGACGAGCCAUGUGAGGAUUCGAUAUGUAAAAUACGUGACAUCAGCACGGACUUAUGAGUCUGCGGAGAGCAUGCGUCUUAUUAAAUGUAGUGGGCUGAUGAUUAGAUAUGGCGGAUCCAUUAGGGAGGACUCCUGUGGGGAUAGCGGCUCAAUUCUGUUUCUCCGAAUCACAGCGACAUUGGCCUUUAAUCCAAUCAUUGUAUAUUCUACUUAUAUUCUGCACAUUAUGUCCACUAGUUUACCCUAGUAUUAAUUUGAUUUCGAGUUCCAAUUAAUUAUAGGAAACAUAAAUUGACACAGUAUUAUCGUGAUUUGCGUUUUGAGAGUUUUACAAGGCAGCUCUGCUUAAAGCGAACUGUCUACGUAAUUAUUUGUAUGCUGAGAUACUCAACUAAGAUUUGUUUAAAGACGACAGCUUAUCAGCUCAUUCCUAUUCAUCACUUUAGGAUGUAACCUUCCACCGUUUUGUUUAUUUUUCAAUAAAAAACAGUUCAUGCUAACGGAGCCAAAAGAAGGUCGUUGGUUUUAGCUCACUUUAUUGUGUAAAACUGUGUUAUUUGCUUCUGCAGUUGUCGUGGUUUUUCUUCGAGAUAAUCGUGAAAAGUAUGGCUCAGACUCUCGUGCAAUCAGACAAGUUGAAGGUAACUUCACAACAUGCAUUUCAAAUCACAUUUUAUUUUCUCUACGUUUACUUUCUUGGAUCACACGCAGUACUGACACAAUUGUGUGUUAAUUUCUGUAUUUUACCACAAAGACCACAGUAUUCAAGUAGCUGAAGUAUAUUAGCUUUUUUGUAGAUUCCAAGCGGACACAACGUGGCAAAUACUGUAGUAACUUCGAAGAAUCAACGUGAAGAUCGCACAUGCCGUGAAAACCCGUAGUAACCCCUUAUAUCGUAACAUAAUUACGCAUAUUCUCAAUGUUAUCUAAGUAAGACUUUGAAUCUCUAUAGUUAAUUCGCAACAAAUAAAUUGUAUAGCAGGCUCAUGAAAUUAUUACUGAUCAGGUGCUUUUCUUUGUUGGAUUAUUUGCAGAGAUUGAACCGUGAGAGCUGGUUUCCAGAGAGCUACAAUCGCUGUUUAGAGAAUUUCCUUCAAGCUUUUGUGCCCCAAAUCAUCAGCAGAUUAAAAGACCAUCCCCAAAUAGCAAAGGUUUUGUUUUUGACAAUAUUAUCUCUCUCGUUGUCGUCGUUUCGUUGAUAUCCGCUACAUUGGUAAGAGUAAUUUCAAUUGAGUGUCGAAAGUAACCCGGGAUUGCUUUGGUUUUACUCAACUUAACAUUGCUCCGUGAUUGGCCCAGAAAACUCGCCACACCAUCUUCUCAACCAAUCCGAUGCAAAAGCAGUUUGUUAGUUAUCACUUUGAGUUCUCAUUGGCUAAUGAUAACGUAAACCUUUCUUCUGAUUGGUCCUUGGGAUUACUUUGGUUUUAUUUUUUAGACACUCAAUUAAACUGCUGUACUUGUAGACAGAGAUAGAGAGUAAGUCUAAAGAAUUAAUUUUUACCUCGUUAUUUUCUUGACGUUCAUUUACUGUCGUCCUUUAGGAAGCAAAUUUCCACUUGGCUUGUUUCACCAAGGUAUGCUAAACAGUUAAUUAUUAACAAGAUCUUACCAGAUGAUAUUCAUCUGUGACAACUGAACUACGAUUUAAUUCGAGCGUUUCUUUCAUUAUCUUAAAGAAUUGUCAUCGUAAGGAUAACAGUAGCUUUUUCCAAUACUGCCGAGUAAUUCUACCAUUCUUCAUUUGACUUCUGAUGUGAAAUUUUCUUUCGUUUUACGUUGAUCCCCAUUUUUUUAGUUUCCAUUUUUUCGGCUCAGUUUCUUCGCGUGUAUUUCAUUUAAAGUGAUGUUUUUUUAUGUUUAGGACUGUUUCACGUACUUAGACCGUGGAUUUGUCUUUCAAAUGAUCAGUUAUUAUUCUGAACAGUUUAAAGACUCUGAUACACAGGUAAACGUUUGUUUGUCUUAUGUUAUGAUCGAGGGCCCUGCUAACCCCCCUGCAACGAGAAAGAGGGUCCAACACCCUCCUCUCUAUUCAGGAAUGACACAUCCGUUUUGGUAGUAACUUUCUCCCUCUUUUUUGACAUGAAUAUGUAUCUUGACCGCUGGUCUUCUCGUAACUGAACACUCCACGGGUUUAACCUUUUACUGUAGUACUCUAUAACCUUCUUCCUACUUCUAGCCAUUGUUAUUGUUGAUGUUGUUGUCAUAUUUGAAUAAUGGCUCGAUUCGAAUAGAAAUUUGAAAACUUUCCUGACAUCUUUUCCCUUUGUUUGCGUCACAAAAGCAAUAUAUUUAUGUAGCUAAAGCACACAAUCACUGAAUAACGUCAUGGCAUUUGAGUUUUUCGCCACUGGCACACAUCUUACAGAGUGAAAACUGUGCAAAGGGGGUAACUCGAUCCUAGACUGGUCUUGAGUCUGUAAUUUGAUGAUCUUGGUGGACAAAUUCUUUGAAAAGUCCUAUCCAUCUUGGAUAUAUUUCCAACUUGACCGUUUGAAAGGGUUGUCCUGGUUUAAAUUUAAACCUUACCGUUGACUGAUUUUAUCUGUGUACUUUUCAGAUGCUUGAAUUUAAAUUCGAAUUUCUUCAAGUUGUUUGCAAUCACGAGCAUUACAUUCCUCUCAACUUACCACUGGACGUCAGAAGUACGUUUUAAACUAAAUUUAUUACUUUACUUUUUAUUAAGUGUGAUAUUAAAGGUCGCACCGCACACACUCUGACUAGCUGAUACCAUUGCUCAGCUUCUUAUGGGUAUUUUCGUAAUAGAAACACUUAUGGACGCCAGUAAGUUUCCCAGAGUGGGGGAGAGGGGGGGUAGACUUGGGUCAAUUUUGCUGGGUGUGUGCUGCUGGCCCUCCCCUAUUGUAGUCUGUUGUGUGGCCAAUUAUAGACCCUAUUUUAUUCACUUUGGAAAAUGAAAUUUUCACGAUCUCAACGGCAACAACUUUUUAAUCGCCAACCAGAAUUUUCUUAGCCCCCAAAUCCCGAAAAUAUGCGGCCCCACUCUGUAACUCUAUUGAAAAUGCAACCUCAUUUUGGUCAACCAGUUGUGAAAAUGCGACCCCAUCCAGUGGCACAUCUCCAUCAGCCUAUAACUAGAAAGUAACCCCCCGGGCAGGACCCCCUCCCCCCCUUCUGUCUUUCGUCACGCAUUGAAAGUUUUCGAGUUAAAUCUGUUUUCAAAGGUUUUCCUUCUAACCCUUGAUUUUAAGAACCUGACUCGAGGAUCGCCACGCGUUUCUACCAGUUUUGGUAACCCGCUGGUUGUCUUUUUACACGGUCCUAGCCUUGAAUAAUAUAAGAUUACCACCGUAUGAAAACUUUCAAGCACAUUUACAAACUCUGCUUGUUAUGACCGGUUCACGUCCGGCGAAACAUGUCAUAAACUUUAAGGACUACACAAUGCACUGAAAUGAUGCAUUCAUCAGAGUCAGAGCUUCAAUUGUCAUGUCCCAUGACAUUGUUGUUAUCGUCCUCCCAGAUCUUGGCGGUGUUCAUGAGUGUGAGCUGACCGACGAUUACUGUAAGAGGUAUUUCCUUGUGGGACUUCUUCUACGAGAGGUAAGGACUAACAUAUGCGCUCGUAUUAUAUUCCAAACACAAACCCCAUCGCCAAAAACACCAGCAACGAUCAACUGCAACCUUUGUCCAAAGAGACCAUUUUAAUUUCAAAACACAGUAACCACAGUCACUCUCAAAUCCUCUGUUUCAUCUGCUGUUCUCAGUCGUUGCUGUAUUUUUUAUGCCGUCCCGCAAUUCUUUUGUAGGUCUCCUCUGCUCUCACACAGGGCCGACACAUCAGAAAACUUGCCAUUAGGGUGCUAAGAAACAUGCUCGUUAAACAUGAACUUGAUGACCGUUAUGAAGGAGAGGUGAGUAUAGACCUAAUGCAUGUAUUGUAGCCGCUCAUAAAGCGGAAAAUUUUACGCACCCUCUGGUUCGGUUAAGGGAAAACGUCGACCUUUGCCCAGUGGUUGGCAUGCUGUUCUUGAACGAGACACCUCACUCUCACAAUAUCUCCAUCCCCCUCCCGGAAAUGGUAUUGGAUACCGUCAAACUUUCAGGUAAACCUGAUGAUAUGCAGGGUAAGGUGAGGACCUAGAAGGGGGGAAUUUACCCGUGAUAGACUAGCAUCAUAUCCGAGAGGAGUAUCAGUACUCUGUCAGUCACGGCACCCCUCAGAAACCUGGAUAAGCCCCAGCGGCUCCAAAGGUCAUUCUCCGUGCAGACUUCGCUUUGCUCUUUCCUUCGUUUGAAAGAACAGAAUUUUGACCAACUCUUAAAUAACAGAGCUUCUUUAUUUUGUGUCCACAGCAAAAGCAAGCCCGUAUAUGCACGCUUUACCUUCCCCUCCUUUCGGUCCUUUUGGAUCACGCACCUCGUUUCCAUGGUAGCAAGUAUGAAUUGUCGAACCCAAUCCUCGCGCAGCAAAUGUCCCAGACCUCUUCGACGAUGACUGUUCCCGGCAGUGAAUUUGGUGCAGACUCAAAUCGCAGCUCGGCGGCGAUGAAGCAGAGUCCGAGUGAUUCACUCACUCAGCAGACAGCUGCUCCACUCAGAGAGGCGACUCAGAUCGCUCUGCAAGUGCGACUAGAUGAGGACGAGACAAAGGAACUCCUUCUAUGUGCUUUGUACAUCACCAAGAACUUAGAGCAAGGUACGUGAAGUUGGCUCUCUUCGAGUGAGUGGCGUAAUAGACACUACAGCGGAUUAAGUAAAAGGGAAAUACAUGGAAAAGAGUAGAGAACUCAAAGUUAACACAACCGUUUUCUAUUGCGCAAGCGUGCGAGUUACCAAUUCACUUUUGUUUACGUUUUGCGUCUAAAAUUGAAUAGUUCAGAGAGUGGCACGGAGCGAAGGGAAAAAGGCAAUCUCGGAUUACUUUCGACUCUCACUCGAAGACUGCCUAAUACGUGGUUUUAUUCUGUUAGACACUGCUUCCUAGAUAAUGAAUAGCGUUUUACGAGCUUUCACCCUCAUGAAGUCUUUUUCGCGUACGGAUUUCUGUGAAAACUUGUUCAAACUGCUUGUAUGCUUCAUCUGUGGAUAGAUGAGCGCGGGGCAAGCUUACUCUUUAGAAAUAUGCUAUCAUGGUGUCGUUUCCACGUUGAUAACUCCGGGUCCUUUUCAGCGUAUUUUAAAUUUCUAGUGUCUCUCGCACGCUUCCAACCCCAAGGUGAAAUGAUUUUUACUCAGGUGUGAUCCUGGACUGGUGGCGCCAGAUCUUGUCAUCUACCGUCAAACGUCCUCACUGGCACCCUACAGUUCUGUAUUUGGUGCAGCAGGACAAGAACUACUGCAAAUUCGCCGCCAUUAUCGAUGUAUUUGAUUUGCUCGAGUAAGUUGUCGCAAAAGUGUUUUUGUUCCUUGAUUUUUCUAUUAUUUGUAGUAUUGUUGUUAUUAUUAUUAUUAUCAUCAUCAUCAUCAUCAUCAUUAUUAUUAUUAUUAUUAUUAUUAUUAUUAUUAUUAUUAUUAUUAUUAUUAUUUGCAAGAGGUUAUAAACGUCAGUUAACUGCGCUUCAUCUUGAUGUAUAUUUGCAGACUUGCUUUAAAGCACUUUCAGUACGUUGGAGAGGAUAAAAUAACUUCUUACAGGUUAAGUGAUUUAGGUUUUAUUGUUAGAAUCGAGGAGAAGCUGGAUAUCUGACUGACAGACUGACUGGCUAACUGACGGACUUACUGACGGACUGGUGUGAUGUCGAAUUGACUGAUUGAUUAACAGACAUUUUGACUGACCGAAUGACUGACUGAUGUAAUAUUUAACAGUCUUCCCAUUCAGUGCGUUGUGGUAGAGUCAUAAAUGCACAUAACUUUCACAUACGUACGUAACUUUCACAUACGUACGGAUUUACGCCUUUUAACUUGCUAAAUUCCUAACUAUAAACACUUGUCCGUGCAAAGACUCUCUUUGUAAGGGCUUAACUACAUUGAAGGGAAACCCUCCUUUUACUACGAACGCUCAAAGUUACAAGAGCACUGUCGACGAGUUGAGUUUUAAUCUGUUUCCUUAUGGUUAGGAAGUUUAAAUUUGAACUAUUCUUUUAAUACAGCUUGAAAAUUAUUGGCCGUACAUAAGAGUUUUCUGUGAGAACCGUGAAGUUUUACAAACCUCUUUCAUGGGUGCUUGGCAUAUGAAUUCUUUUUUACGCAUGCAAAGAAGUAACGCAGCUUGACAAGGCUACUGAGGAAGGCUUAGAUCAAGCGGAAGGGAGAUGAUCUCGGUUCCAUCCAUUUUGGAAGAGGUCGAUAGUUUUGGUACCUGCGUAACUUGAACUAACAAUCCUAAAUACAGAAUUCUAAUGUAUGUCUAAAAUAAGGUAAAUUGUAGACAACACGAUGUCAAAAAAAGUUAGCGUUCUAAUUUUUUGCCAUUAUCUGUGCUUGUCGCGCCCUUUAAGCACUCUUUAAUAGUGAUAGUUCCCCUUCUUGACUAAAUGUUAAAAGAUAUGCAAUAUUAACCUGGUUAAUUUUAUGCUUUAAACAGGGAUUUUGAAUAUCUUAGAGCGAUAUGGCCUCCAUUGAGCAACCAAAAGUACGAACGUAACAGCGUAUUCACUUAUUAUAACAAAUAAUUUAAAAAAACAUUGUUAAUGUUUAACGUAAAUAUGACCCUUAAAUAAGGCAGUUACCUUAACAGUUCUUCUGUUCGGCUGUUAUUUGCAAUAUAACUAAUUAAGCAGUAACUUGAACUAAAUAUUCAGGCUUCUACUUUUUGUGUACUGAUCGCAUGGAAUAAUCUUGAGAAUGUGGCGAGAACGACGGAAUUUGUUCUGCUAACUACUGUGUACGUAAAAAAAAUAUUUCUCUUAACUUUCGAUUUUGCAAUUUCACAUUGACUCUUCAUCAUGUAAUCUUGUUAAAAAUAUUCAUUAACAACGGGUAUUAAAAUCCUACACUUGUCUCUUUUUGCAUUUCGUAAUUCGCUUACUUCAAUCGGCAUAAUUCUUUAUUGAUGUAGUAGCUGAUGGAAGUGGUUGCGUUGUUCUUGUUCCUGAUAAGUUUUAUAGAUUGUAGCUUAGUUUAUUUUUGUUUGUGUUUGUUUGUUUGUUUUUUUUACUUAUUCCUUUGUCUUUCCGUCGGUCUGUCUUUCCGUCGGUCUGUCUUUGUUUCUCGGCUCUUCAUCUUCAUCUUAAAACAAGCGCGUCUUAGCCUCUGUGGACCCCCCCGUUUUCCGUGACAUGUACAGGUCCAAUAAUCAUCGUGCCAUCAAUCCUACGCCUUCUUUCAAUAAUUACAUUGUUAUUUCAACCGCUUUAGCGCGCCGAGUGAAAGCACCAAACAGUUCCUUGAGCAUAAGUACCAGGGUGGAGUCUCUAACCAUGGGAAGACACGACACUCUCGAGCAGCGAGCAGCGGAGGUAAGGAUUUAUAAAAUUCCUCUGGAUGUGUCACUUGCCUGCCAAGAAAUAGGUUGUAAGCUAAAUUAAAUUUCAGUUUCAAGGAAUACUAAAUAAAUUGAAUCGAUGGAUUCAAAUCAAUUUUUCGUCCCAGGCAAUACGAUUGCUCUGUGCAUGCCCUCUAGGCAAAGCCCUGGAUAAACCACGUUUCAAUCCAUUCUUAAAGGGCAAACUCUUUCUCAGGAAACGAUUCGAUUGGUUUCAGUUGUUGAAAUAACUAUUUCCCAUGAUUUUGGCCUGACUAGCAAUGUUUUUUUCUCUCUUCAACUGUACUUUCAAAAGGGUUAACUCUCGAUACUCGCGUGCUCAUGGAAGGAAAUCUUGCCAAUGAAGUUGGUCUUAUUGUGUUGGACACUAUUGAACUGUUUUGUGGUCAUUUUAAGGUAAGUGACACUGGACACUGUCUCUAGUAACGAGUAACUCUAUGCUCAUCUCAGUUCCCAUUUCAUGAAUGAUUAAUUUCUGAAAAUACAAGUGAUAUCUUUAGGGAUGUCAUGGACAAUCAGGUUUCACUGAAGGGCGUUUUCAAUUGAGUGUUGAAAGUAAUCGAUUAUUGCUUUGGUUUUGCCAAACAUCGCUUUGUGAUUGGUCAAAAAAAAAAAACCUGCGCCACCUUCUCAACCAUCAGAUUUAAAACUCCAACCAACCUCGAUCUGGAGACACGUUUUCCCGCGCUUCAUGCAGUUCUGCUGUUUUUGAUCAGAGUUUUAAUUGGCUCAUGAUGAUGUCAAUUUUCGCUCCGAUUGGCUGUGGUGAUAACUGUGUUUUUUGAAAUUGAAAUGAAAACCGUUCUUAUUUACAGCCGAAGAAUUUUACAUAUUUGAGGAGACUACAAAAAGUUACACCUUGCACUUCUAAGUUAUUGUCGCGUGUUAUUUUAUUAACCACUUUUGUAACUGUUAUCUAAAGCUUUCAUAUUUCUUCUUACCAAAACAAUUCCGGACUUUUUACAAAUACACUUUGAGUAUUUUUAUGAUGAAAAUGAUUGAUCUGUUUUUACAAUUAAAUUUUGUCAUGAUUUAUUUUGUCACUGUUUAUUUUUUUUAAUUCUUUAGUAUCACUUGGAGCAGGAUGAUGGAGAUAAUUUACUGAUGAAGAAGGUACGUGACAUUGGGAAAAUUCUUCCAGGCCAAUAACUUGUAAUAAUUUUCAUUAUGUUGUUAUUUUAUUUCUGUUGUCCUUGCUUUAGCACCUUUCCCUUUAGAGGAGGAAAACUUUAUCUUGGAAUCACUUUUUUGAUUUAUUGUAAACUGGGGAACGUCAUGAAAAUUUUGCGUCCUCGAAACUUUCCUUAAACUUUAUUCCUAGUUAGUUUCCCCCCCCCCCCCCCCCCUUAUACGUUAAUUGUAUUUAAAAUCACAUUGUGUACCCGUCUCUGCCGUUCGAAGGAAGAGAAGGACUUGUUAUUGUAUUGAAUAACAGAGUUCUCAUUUGUCGUCUACAAAACAUGGCAAAAAUUCGAUGUUUACAGCUGUUUUCGGAUCAGUACUUCAUCAUUGCAUUAGUUUAAUAUAGAACUAGGAUAUGAAACAUAUAGAGAGUUAAUGGAAUAUCUUUGAGUACCUAAAGGCAACGCAGUGCGUGGUAAAAUUUCCUUUUGAUUAUUCGUCGCUCUAAUUGUCAAAGCCAUUUGGCUGUUAGUUGUUACUGUAACAGACAGGUAACAGAUUUCCACUUUGUAUGCUUAUUCCAACAGGUGUUUAACGUGCUGCUAAGCUUUUUACAGAUUCCUCAGUCUGAGUUCAUGAUGAAACACGUGUUUGCAAGUCUUAGAUCGUACAUCAACAAGGUAACAAAUCGACUGAUCAUCUAAGCACUUUAUUAUUUCUUUCCAUUUUGUAACUGUUAAAACAAUAUAUUCGCAAAGAUAUGAUAGGAAACACUUUUGCGUUAGUGUGUACUUGUGUGGUUAAUUUCGCCUCUGAUUGACAGUGAACAUAGUAUGCUAUUGCGCUGCUACUUAGUCUUUUAAGAUAUUUAGUCCUGAUGAAACGGUUCCAGAAUUCUAAUCCAGCAUCAGUUAAACGUUGUUAGAUGAAAGGUCAGGAACCACUAGUUCUCUCUGGUCUUCUCGGUUUAGCACUAUUCAUGAUUUCGCGCGAGGUUGAACAUUCUGUGAUUGGUUAAUCUCCCUCCCCAUUCCUCCCCUCCCUUUUCUCUUUUCUCUCCCUUCCCUCCCCUCUCCGUUUUCUUUUGCUCCCAAAUCACCUUGCACUUCAUGCUUUAGUAUUCGUGACAUAGUAUGACAAUUCUCAACAGUGAAGUGGGCACCUCUCUAUCUUAUGCUACCGAUUUGUAAAACGUUCUUUAAUGUUUUCUUGUUUUACUUCAGUUUCCAGCUGCUUUGUACAAGGGAAGCGCUAGCUAUUGUGGCGAUCUUUGUCGUGAGGUAAAUAUUUGAGUUUAGACGGAUCAUUUUCCGUUCAAUGAAAAAUUUUUGCAGUUCUUGUAGCUUGCUUUCCCCGGUCAUCUUUGUUUUAUAUAUUUUCAUUUGCCGUGUAAAUUGUCUCUAUGUUAUUUAAUGUCAGUGAUGUAUCUAUCUUUAUCUUCCUUGGCUAGAUUUUAAGCUGUUGUAACUCAAAAAUGGAAAGUCUUCGAAACCAGGUGCGUGGAUUACUUAAUAACGUCUUGUCACCUGUCAGUCAAAACCGAGCUAAAACGACCUUUGGAAAUCUCUAUAUAGCAGGGAUAUAAUUGAUGUAUUGUCGUGCAAUAAAAUUUGUUGUCAAAUAUUCAAACUCAGACCAAACCUAAAUCAGUUGUCGCCUAACUCCUCGAAGAUUAUUUCCCGUCGACAGGAAGAUAUAGGUUCACUUAUCGAUCCCCUUCUUUGAAAAGAUUUCUCUCGGUUGUAUCUCGCUCAAUUUAUUGAUCAAACGCCGGGAGUAGGAUAAAUUGCUUCUUCGAUAAACGGAACGAAAUAAGCAUGUGACCUGUGAGAAAGAUGCGUUUGUUGCCUUUUACCAUGACUUUUAACACUGGUUGACAAUCACUGGUUACGAAAAAACCUUGGUUCGGAUAUCGUGGAAGUGACUACAGAGUAAGAAACGGUGUCAUUAUCGCGCCAUGACAUGAGUGGUGUGUUUCUACAACGACAAGUCGCCGUCUUUCUAACGACAAUAUUACCAUUUGCAACUGUAUGUGUUUUGCACGAGAGAAUUCUGUUCGUGGUUUUUUUCGGGAGAAGAUUGUUAAUUUGCAAUUGUUUAACGGCAACUUUUUAUCUGAAGGAAAAAGAAAACGGUGACCUACACGGGCCAUUUUCCAUCACCCAUAGAAUUAUGAUUAAUCAGCAGCCUGAUAGCAAUUGCUAAUCUCUUUAGUUAUACAAUGUUCAUGCAAAUUAUAGUACCGUGGCUAGAAAACAGAUCCCCAGAUUAUUUCCACUCCUGUUUUGCACGCAAGAAAUGAUUUUAUAAUAUUUUUGUAGUUUUGUUUUGAUGGCUCAUUCUUAAUGUCUUACUAAGAGGAAUGUGUUUUGUAUUUGCAGGCCUGUUCGUUUCUCUACCUGUUGAUGCGAAGUAAUUUUGAAUUCAGUGGAGGACAAGGUUGUGAUCGAGUCCACUGGCAGGUAUAAUCACAUGAUUAGAGAAAUAGUAGAGAUUUUUUACAACCAACAUUAUGCGAAUGGCGAAUAAUAAAAAUGGACUUAAGUUUUCCUGUCUUCAUCUUAGCCUUUUGUGCACUAAGGCGUUAACAUUUAUAUCCGUUGUGAAUUGAUAAUUUUGUUUUCUUCUAUUGAAUUGGAUUUUUUUAAGGAUCUACGUGAAAUUCGCUGUUCCUGUUUUCACUAAAAGUGGUUUUUAUCUCUCUGUGGACUCGCACGAUUACUAUUUUGGGCCUGUGGUGGCAGACUACAUCCGUUUUUUAUGUGAAAUUUUAUCCUUUUGAAAGUCAGAAAAAUCACGUCUUUUCGGUGCAAUUCUGCUGAAGGAUAUUUUCCCGUAAAUUAAUCUAUGAAGUGUCGAAAGGCUCCAUGGAGUCGACAUGAAUGUGGAAAAAAAAAACGCUGCUGUCUCUUCGUUAUGCUUGGUUUUUAAAUCAGAAUCCGCCCGUAUUUGACAAUCCAAGAAAAUUUUUUUCAAGGCGCUAAUCUAGUAUUUGUGCUAUUCCCUGCACCGUUGGUGGCGGAACUGUUAAACUUACUUAAAGUUUUCAUUACGCGAAAACGUGAUGCACCCUCAAAUAAGGAAUAUAAUUGUAAAGUUCUAUUUUAUAGUUUUGAAUUUGUUAUGACCCCUUUUCACUGUAAAGCUCGUCUGAUCAAUUUAUCAAAAAAAAGGAAAAUAUUCCCAAAUGUCAAUGAAUUAUUUUAAUUUGAAAUUUCAACUAACCAUCCUUUUAUGCCUUGGAAAAAUGAAAAAUACAAAUAAAUGAAUUGAGCACUUAAUGAAAAACCUGCCUUGAAAAUGAAAUGUAGUACAUCAGGUGUAAAUGAAGUUCCUCUCGCCUUGCUUGUCCCUCAAGUUUGGCUUGUAUUUCGCUUAACUCUGCCUUAAAUAUCUUGUGGAUACCAAAAUUUUUUUGUACCUUUCGCUAGAAUCAGUUUUUCAUAUAUCAGAAAUUAUUCAUAUCGCAGGCCACUUGCGGUUAUAAUUCAGUUGAGAAUUAACAUUUCUCCUUAUCGCCAACACAGGUGAUAACCAAAUGGUAAUUUUUUACUGUCAUACUUUCACAAUUGCCUUGUUCAAGGGAUUAAAAUUUGUUUUUCAUAUUUUAAUCCUUACGCGUAUGUGAUCUUGUACACGGAUAUAUUUUGAAUAGGAGUCCAAAUCCCUUCCUUUAUAUUAGUAGCUUUUCCUGGUAAUUUCGUUCAAUGAAUUUUACCGCAAUCAAUUUCUAAUUACCAAUACUUCAUCCUCAAAGUCGCUCAGUUUCAAAUCACAUAAAUGACAGUUUUUAAAUAAAAAAAAUUGUUUUAUAUGCAGUCUACGGUUCUAAAAUAUAUUUGUACUGUGGAUUAACAGAGCAUGGUAGUUUGAAGCCGAAAGUGUCGAAAUUAGGUAAUCAGAACCAACACAAAUGCCUAGAGAACGAUAAUUUGCAAACUAAAACUCCUUUCGACAAAAAGGUACGUGUGUAAUUAUCAUCUUUGGUCGCUUCAUGGCUCAAUCUCUUUUUGAAUAGAACUGAUGGCAUAUCCUCCAGAAGUCGGUAAAAUGAGUUGCUAGGUAAGCGAAGGGAGGAAUACGACUAGCGAUGCGUUUAAGUAUCUUGCUCAUCCAUCCGUGUGUUGGUUCUCAUUCGUAUGAGCGUUCAUUUCGCUAACACAACAUGAAUGUUAUUUUUCUCCAGAGCAGUUCUGGUUGUGUUGGGGUGUAACACCCAGUUGAAUUAACCCUAGACUGAAGUAGACAGGAACGCAUUAGCGCUAGAUGUUGUAAAGAAAAUAUCAGUCACAUUUAGAGUUAACAUUUUUUUCCGAAAAUUUUCCUGUAUCUUGGCGUGUUUCGUCUUUGUUGUUUCUGUUAUUCGCUCGGUCUUUAAACACUCCCAUAAAAUUUUUUUCCGAACUUGAAUCUUAGUGUGGCUGCAUUUCCUAUAUUUUGUGGAAUAAUCAUCGAAUCGUAGACAAAAUAUGUCUAGAGACGUAAUGACACUUGGUUUCAUGAUUCUUCAUUUGCAUGCACUAAGGUACAAUCAAUCUAUCCUAGAGAAUCAUAAGUCGCGGUCUUGUCGAACAUGGACGACACCAAGCUAAGAUCAAAUAUUUCACGAUCAUUUAAUAUCAGCUGGACAAUGUUUUUUCGCAGUUUUUGACAUAGACCAAGGCUACAUUUACUUUUCCGAUUGUAGUGUACCAAUGAGUUAUUUAAAUAAUUAAAGUUGUUUUUCAUCUUUUCGUUUUUCGCUAGGUAAUCGUAGCGGUCUCCAAGUUGAUGGCGAUCGGGUUAAACCGUUCAGCUGUAAACAACUCUCUUCUGGCGCUAAAGAAUUAUGCUGUAGAAGACAAAGGAAUGAAGGUGACUUUUUCUUGUUUUUUUUUUUUUUUUUUUUUUUUUUUAACUUGAGUCUUGUUGGACUGUAAACGUAAAUAAAGGAAUCAAUUAUUCAAUCAGUCAAUGAAAUUGCGUCAGUCCGACUUUCAGCCAAGCAGAAAGUCUUUCAUGGAUUUAUCUUACACAGUUGAGACGGCGAAAUACUGCACUUGGCUCGUUUUCUUUGGUUCGUUUUUCCCCUUGUUUUUUUUUUUUGUUAUUUUUUUAAUAGACCUCGAAAUCGUUUCGGUCUGAAAGCCCGCGGUAGAGGGUCAAUUAUCCAAUUGUGCAGGCUGUUCAGAGCUGGGUUAAGAUAACUCAGGGUUAGUGUGAAAUCUGAAAUCAGAUCUGAAAGCUUUAAAAGAAAUUCAGUAUAGUCCUUUUUUUUUCUACAAUUUGAGGAUUGACUUUUUAAAAAGAAUAGAGAAAAUUAUCUAAAAAAGGCUAUCGAAAAGAAAAGGAAUAAAGAAACCUGGCUGAAAAAAAAUGUAAUCCUGGGUUAUUGGCCUUCGAGCAACUGGGCCCUUGUUUUGUUCGGCAAACGCAGUCUCUUUUUAUAGAGGAAUUGGUUGAAUUGGUUGCCAACUCAGAUGUGAGGGAACAUGUACUGAGUACAAAUGCUUUUAUCGAGUUUGAUCAGUCUUUUCGCAAGUUUUAUUACGGUAAAUUUGGUGAUCGGCCGCGGUUGUUAGUUAAUCUACCUGUUCUCACACUCUGAGUCUUGAUGGAUAACACUUUGUACUGUUUUGUCGAAAUUGUGUCAUUUUUUCUAUCUGCUUGUCAUUCCUUUAAAAGCAUACGGAUUUUCCCGCUGAGGUGAAAGAUCUAACGAAGAAGAUUCACACCGUUUUGCAGGCGACUGCACAAAUGAAGGUAUGCGUGCUUAAAUUAUAGUUGCUCAGCAUGUAGGUUUGGUUUUGUUUACCUAGUCUCCCUAAAGGUCUAGGCACAAGGUAAGCCUUUUUUGUUACAUUUUUUUAGGGUGUUCUGACCGUUAAUCUGUAAGGACAACGCUCGCGCCUUUUAAUAGGAAUCUAGUGAGAUUUGGCCGAUGGGGUUGACUUUCCAUGAAGAGAGUUGGGUCAUUAUAUUUCUCACAAACAUUUUGAUGCCGAAGAAGGAUAGUAAAUAUACCCAAAGUGUAGACGAUUUGUUUACUAUUGUAACUACGGUUAAAAAGAAUUGCCCUUGAGAACAAUUUCAGUUAAGUUCAGGUUGGGUAAAUACCCGGGAUUGCAGUGGUUUUGUUUUAUUUUGCGCUGUUACGGUUCAAGAAAACUUGCGCCACUUUCUCAGUCGUGAGGCACUGAGGUUUUAGUCGUUUGUGUCUUUCUUUCCAGACGGAAUUGUCGUGAAAGAAUGUCAGGUGUUAUCAAGAGCGAAUUUGAUGCUAUUUGCAUCUGAUUUAAUUCUUGACUGGCAGAACGUUUGUAAUAUGUAUUUUGAUUUGCAAAGGCGAACCUUUCGUUGAUUUAUCGUAGCCCUCGGGGGUUAUCACUUUUUUUCCAAUGAGCACGCCACUCUGAUCAUUUUAAGUGCUGUCACGUUUCAUUUUUUUCACGAAGGAGCUUCAUUAUGGAGAAACAAAACGUACUAAAUGCCUGUAAUACGUUUUGAGCGACAAUGUAGUAGUUCAGGUUAAAUUUGGUGUCUCUCGCCUUUUGGAACGUGUAAUAGAAUUAGACAUUAUUCCAUUUGGGUUGAAUAAGCAAGAAAUCAAAUCACUUAAUUUCAUUCGGUUCUUAGAGACCGAAAGCCAUGGGCGAGAAAGUAAGUUAGUGACGCUCCUAACCGUUUAUUUUAGCCAGCCAAAAUAUUUUUGAUCGUGUAUAAUUUUAACACGCACUAUUAUUUUUUUGUUGCGUGUCUGAUCAGUUAUUCAGACCAUUAGCAAGUUCCAGCGAAUGCACGGUACUAUUAAACGAACUAUAGUGUUUAUCACUGAGUCAGACGAUCGCGAGCAGUGGCCCUGAUUUAUAUGGAUAAAUCAGUUGGCGACACAGCACAUCAGGAAAUUAAAGAUCGCUUUCGAUUUGUUGGAUACACUUGACCUUUGCACGUGAUAGAACUAUGUUUACAAAGACAGGAAAUUCGUUUCAUCGAUAAAAUAUCCUUGACGAAGGGCGUUUAGUAUUUGCGAAGACCAAGUUUUCGCCAUUGCGAACUUUACUGACAGUUUUGCUUGCCAUACAGAACUAUUAUCGUGAUUCCUUUGGAUUUUUUUUCAAAUCCUAACCGCCUUCUGUAACGGUUCGAAGCGCUACUGUGAGCAAAUAGAUGGCUUUGCGAGCAUUCUCCGACGAGGAAGUAAAACACGAGCCAUAUUUGAAAAAUAGAAAGUUGUGCGUGAAGAAAAAAGAAAGUUUACAUGCCAUUGAGGAGUUCGCCGCACAGCAGUUGGUUUUCCUCCCUAUUUUGAGCUCUCCCACACCUCUGAGCGCAGCGACGAUUAACCGAAAAUUCUUUUUGGUACAUUUCGUGUUCUGUGUAGUGUCGUUUCAGUGGAUAUAGUUUUUCUAUAUAUACAUUUUAGAUCAAUUUUGUUUAACCUACUCUGAACAAGUUUAAAUUGAAGAGGAAAAAACUACAGAAUUGAAAACAGCUCGACAUUCUCUAGAGUUUGAGUGCUUUUAUUUCCCAAAUAUUGUCGGCGCUUGCAUGUCAGCAUAUCGCCCGCCUGGAGCAAUAGCACACCUUGUUGAUGAUAUUUGUGUGAUUUCCUGUCUGUACAACAUUAGUAACUUUUUUUCUGAGGGAAAUAGAGUUGGUUUGAACAGCCUUACUGGUGGCUUCCUUACUUGUAGAUCUUUGCCAUAUUUCGCACGUAAUUGAUUAUAAUUUCACUUCGUUUUGUAGGAACACGAUGACAUCCCAGAAGUCCUUGUUGACCUUCAAUACAGUUUGGCCAAGUCUUACUCCAGCACGCCAGAAUUGAGAGAGACCUGGUUAGAGCACAUGGCAGGCGUGCAUGAGAGUCAUGAAAAUUACUCAGAGGUUUGUUUUGCGUGCGUGACGUAGCGUGAAAUAUGCCCACGUUUUGCGUGAUCUGAUGGAUUAUCAGACGAGUGAUAAUGCGUGAGUGUGCUUGAAAUUUUCGUAAAUAAAGUCGGAAACUGAGUAGAAGGGGAUGUUUAUCUAGUCAUCAACGGCUCCUUUGAAGACUUCUUAGCCCAGAGGCUUGAAACGCCCUGUUUUCAAUCGGCCCAACUGUUGAAAAACGAGUCUUUUUUAACCUGAAAAUUCAAACACAACGAGCCGUGAUCGAUUUAGAUUGCGUUGUAUUUAGUUCUUUAUGAAGGCAAUAGAGUGUAACCAUGCCAUGAUAUGAUUUUUUUUUUAGACUGCCCACUGUUACAUUCACGCAGCAGCGCUGGUCGCUGAAUAUUUAAAACGACAAGGUGAGCUGUAAGGCCGUGAUUUAAACAUAAACAAUCGAUUAAUCGUAAAAAUGGUGUGGCUUUUCGAUGUUUCUCGGCUGGCGGCUUUUGAAUAAAGAUUCUCUAUUAAAUCACACUGGAACGUAAUGAGAUUCAGAUAUGGUUUCAAACGUCUCCCAUACCAAGGCAGACACUUAAUGACAUCCAUUUAUCAUUUGCCUUUUUCAGUUUUUCUCUCUUUCCGUGGAGAGAGUCAAAGUGUAUAUGGUUGUGAACAGUUGUCGCAAAAAAGGAAUUUAUGACGGUGGAAAUGGCAAGCUGCGACAUAAUUCGAAUGCAAAGUGGGAAAUUUUACAGACAAUAUCUUUAGUGAAUUUCAUAUCUCCUUCUCUCUUCGUGUUUAUCUCAGGUGUUUAUCACGAAGGUUGCGCGGCGUUUUCCAACGUGUCACCCAAUGUGGUAGCGGACGAAAGUGUAAUGAAAACUGACGAAGGGAUGACUAAGGAGCAGAAGUACACAAAGGUAGGCUUUUUUUUUUCAUCGAUAUCUUCGUAAAUUUGAGAUAUUUCUUUGCUCAGGUCAAAUGAUGUUACUGACCUAGGUGAAUGAAUAUUCCUCUUCGUAUGAGUGGGCCACUCUUGAACCUCCCGACUCAUCAAUUAUUGAAGUGACCAGGGGUGAGUCAGCCGCAUAAAACAAAAAGCUGUUUCUGGUGGAUUUUCCUGUCGGUCGUUAACUAUUAAAAAUCACGUGGAAACUAUUUAGAAAUCGAGAUAAGCUAUAGUCUGUUGAAAGCUAGAUACACUGUAAUCUAAAAUCAGGCUUCAUGCUCCUCAAGAAUAUUGACCCACGAAUUUUAAGAUUUUAUUUCUUCUAAAGUGGAUGGUUUGCGGUCUAGGUUUCUAGUGAUAUGGGGUGAGAGCUCUGUACAGAUUAAGGUAAUGAUCCUGAAACCUCACUAGAGCGAAUAAACUGUUCCCACCGCUGUAGCUGUGACUUUCUCGCUGUUCACAAUGUUCUCACUUAAAUGGAGCUGGCAGGAUCAAAUUUUCCUUAUUUACAGCCAUCCAUAUUUAACUUCUUCUUGUAAUUGUGUUUGUAAUGUGAAGUGGUUUUGAGGAGUUCACUCUAACUGAUGUUCUUUCAUUAGCGGCACUUGGUGGAUUUGUUGGAGCAAUGUGCGAAAUUUCUUGAACGCGCUGAAAGAUAUGAAGUCAUGGGCGAGGUGUUCAAAUUGGCUAUACCAAUAUACGAGCAGGAGAGAGACUUCCUGGUGAGUGACUUAAGGAGGGCCUUUGACUGCUUCUUUUUAAGCAAAAACGUCCACAAAAACUGAAAAGAGGAAUAACUGACCGCCUUACCUUAGUACCAGGAUGAUCUAAAUCACAAGCAUGCAUCUGAACAAGGCGAUUGAAAACUUCUCAUACCAAACUACGAAGGACUCUAAUUAUUCUUUUUUUUUCUCCCAAACCUCAGAGGCUUUCCAAUGCUUACGACAGCUUAGCUAAAGCUUACAAGAAGGUAGUGGAAGUAAUGAAAUCCGGCCGAAGGCUUCUUGGAAAAUACUUCAGAGUUGCUUUCUUCGGACAGGUAAAUGGUGCAAUUUUCAGCUUAUUUAAAUAGAUCCCGUAAUUUGUUUGGAGAAAAAUAGGUUAUUGCUGCGCAUAAAGUUCUGGUAACUAGUAGCUUUUCUAGACGUGAUGCUUGCCGAAAGUGAAAUGUGCGUUCAAUACGGUGAGUUGUCGGCUCUAAGCCAUUCGCUCUACGCUUUCCACUCGCACAUUAUGCUUCAAUAUUAGAGGACACAGAACUGAGGUCAUUCCAACGCUCGUUGAGAAAUUAAGAGCGCUGGAAACCGACAAAGUCAAGACUAACUAAACGUCUUUCCCUUUGUUUUUCAGAUGUUCGGCGACGACGAUGGCAAGGAAUUCAUUUAUAAAGAACCUAAAAUCACAGGGUUAGCGGAGAUUUCUCAACGAUUGGAAGCCAUGUACUCUAGAAAACACGGCAGAGACAGUGUUAAACUCAUCAUGGAGUCUGCAAAGGUAACUGAUGCAAAUGAUUAUUAUUGAAUUAUUUAACAAUAUUUAUUCGUGGGUGGUUGCUCGCACCAAGCCCGGCUGUGCCACUUCUUCAAUUUCCCUCACAUUCUGUUGGCCGUGAUAUUAAUUUCAUCAGACUGCAAUCCUUGCUUUUAUAGUUGCUUUUGCCAGUGUCAACGCUAUUUCUACGUUUUUCUCCAGAACUGUCUUAGUUUUUCAGUCAAUAUCAAAAAUUAACCAGUGAUUUUACCUCCUAGGUUCAUCGUGAAACGUUAGAUUCAAAACUGGGCCACAUUCAGGUAUUAUUUUUGUGUAAAAGAGAGUGUUUUGGAAAAGAUAGGCUGUAUUCUCAAGCGUUAGAACCGUUGAUUUAUACCACUUUUCAUACGCAAAAACCGUAACAAGACUUUGAGCAUUUAUUUCUCUUAUCGCCACAUGGUCUUACAAGUCUCAGGUCUCUAGAAUGUGAGUUCGCGAUACGCUUAAGCGGUACCCUUGAUACUUAUUGUAACAAAUCACCAAAGGCGAUUUUCACAUUAAAUUGAUAAUUUCUUACCAGGCUGCACUGCUCCUUGGCAGUCCAUCAAACCAAAUGUUUGUCUUUUAGAGAUAGCAAAGUUUAGAGGAAUCUAUGUUUUUCUUGUUGUUGUUGUUGUUGUUGUUUUUUGUGUCUUUUUCAAUUUCAGGCCUAAAGUUGCAUGGAAAUCUUCUUAGUUGAAAUUGAUUUCAGCUCGAUUCCUAGUCGAGAUCCUGAGAUUUCGUUUCGUUUCGUUAAAAACAUUUUACCGGUGUUAAUGAUGUAUUCACUGCUAUAAAUAUAUUUUUAAUAUGCUAAUGGCUUUAUCCCAGCCCGCUUGCAUUAAAAAAAUGUUUUUGGAAGUUUUGACUUUCGAAAGCCGCUUCGCAGUGGAAAUGAGGUUGAAAAUGCAUCAAGAGAUGAUCUUUCUUGAAGUUAUCUAAAGAAAUUUCUUCAAGGUUUAUCAGUAUUUUUUGUGUGGUCCUUGAAACCAUUCCCUGCAGAUUACCUAUGUGCAGCCCUAUUUUGAUGACGAAGAACUUGAACUAAGGCCGACCAUAUUUGAACGAAACAAUAACAUCAGACGGUUUAUAUACGAGACGCCGUUUACGGUCAGCGGUAAAGCUCACGGAAACCUUAAAGAGCAGUGCAAGAGGAAGACCAUCUUAACAAGUAAGUUUGGAACGAAAUUUUUGUCUCUUUAUCGUAAGAAACACUGAACUUUAACGUCAUUUUUCAAGUAGGGGAUUACCCUAGAUCAUUGUUCUAAACGUUGCUGAAAGUGCUCCUCGCUUCAAAGAUUUUUAAGGUGGACGUAACGAGUUCCUUCAAAUGUACUUAUUUAUGUUUUAGCGUCCAAUACUUUUCCUUAUGUGAAGAAGCGAAUCCUUGUUGUUCAAGAGGAACAGUAUGAACUGACUCCAGUUGAGGUAAGGUAGUCUUCUAUCGCAAAAAAAACUGCUUUAAUCGUUGUUUUGCAAGUAACCUGCGUCUAGAGACUGAUCUUUAGGAUGAAUGUAGAUUUAUAAUGGUUGCUCUUGACCUAUGUUUUUCCGUUUUUUGUUUUGGUUUUUUUAUUUGUUUUUCUCUUGUUUGUUGUUGUUUUUGUUUUUUAUUUUUUGUUAGUUCAUAGAUUUAAGUGAAGCUUGUUUUCAAAUAUUCCGUAUUCCUUAAAUGUCAGGUGGCGUUCGAUGAGAUGCAAAACAAAGUUAAAGAACUCAAUAACGUGAUUGCACAGAAUCCUCCGGACAUGAAGAAACUUCAGCUAGUCUUACAAGGCAGUAUUAGUGUUCAGGUAUGAAACUAUCACGCAGUAUACAACGUCUUCAUUUAAGUUAGCACAGGACAGCUAAGCUUUAGGCAAGGUUUCCUUGUGCUUUGGUGAAAUCGUUAAGGGUCUUAUUAUUGAAAAUGUAAUUAUUUUAUUUUUUUUACAGGUGAAUGCAGGUCCCCUGGCGUACGCUCAUGCUUUUCUUGACAAGUCUGUUUUGGCCUCACAUCCUCAUAAACACAUUGAGAUGCUUCAGCAAGUUUACAGGGAGUUUAUCGGUUGUUGUGGAAAAGCUUUGGAACAAAAUGAUCAGUUGAUCAAGGAAGAUCAACGAAUGUAUCAAGAAGACAUGAAAGAAAAGUACGCUCAGCUGAGGACACAGUUGGCCAAGUAUAUUGGAGAUGAGGUGUGUUAGCUGGCAAAUUUCUUGAUUUUUAAGUUGAGUCGUAAUUUUUUCCUUCUGAAAUUUUCCUUUUGGUUUUGAUGGUACGACCGCUCCAUUGGAAGCCCUCGAAACACUGAGUGGGGAAUGUCCAUUAUAAUCAUAUUUGUAAGUUACUUAAAACGCAUUGCACAGUUCUGAAUUCUCUCGUAAUUUGUGGUUUUAACAUUCGUUUGGUCUCCAACGCCGUUUUUCUUCUUUUCGUCUGCUGCUCGGUCAUUUAGUGAGCCAGUCGUAUAAGCCUGUCAGCCUGCUUGUAAGUUAGCGAGUCAGCUUUUCGGACAGUUAGAAAAUCUGUCAGCCUUCUAGGCAGUCGAGGUCAAAUCCUAUUAUCCAGUUCAUGAACCAGUCAACCUAGCAGAAAAUCACUCAGUAAGCCGUCGGUCUCCCAGACAGUCACAUAGCCGGUCAGUCAGCUUGUCAGUCAGUCAAAGUCAAAGUCCCGUUAUCCAAAUGAUGGGCCAGUCAGCCAGACUGUCCUCUAGCUGGUGGCAAAGCCAGCCAGCUGGCUAGGCAGUCAGGGAGGGAAUCAGCUCGCCACUUAGCUGAUCAAUUUGGAAUCAGUUAUCAGACGUCCUUUUAUUGUUUAUGUUAGGUGAUCACAACAGUAACCUCGUCCAGCAGCUUGUCUUCACUUGGAUGAGAGGUGGGCCAAUGAGACUGAGAAGCAAUUCUUGUUACGUGAACACGUUGGCUUGGUCGACUUAAUAGCGGAGAAGGAUGCAUUUCCAGGUUGUAGAAGAAACCACAUUAGUAUCACGCUCCUCGCAAAUGUUUGAUGUCGUUCAUUUGAACCGUUUUGCUGCGGUUAUAAAUUAUUUAUGUUACGCCUUAAGAUUCCACAAAAGAGGGAUUUAGAAGAAACUUGAUUUGAAAAGUUAUAUUUGAUUGAUAGUCAAGAGAGUUGUUGUAAGAAAUGACUUGAAAAAUAAAGUAGGAAAAACUCUUUUUAUAAUUUCACCCUAAGAACUGAAAAGGUAAAUAGUGUUUGUGAAAAGGAAAGAUAGUUCAUUACUUUAGUGGAAGCUUAAGUCUUUACAGCGAGGCACGGCAAGAAAUUCACAAAUGAAGAAAAAAAAUUCGAAUUGUUUGCCAUUAAAAUAUUCUGGUUUCAUUACCAAAAUUUUGUGGACCCUAUAGUUAAGCUCGUUCGUUUCCAAUGAGUUCUGCUACAGGAAGUAUCAUAAUGUUAACCAUAGUUUAAGAACAAAGCAGAUGUUAACAUAGAAUUAAGGAUACUUAAUGAUACAUUUUUUGCCUUCUUUAAAUCCAAAAUGAACAUUAUUGAGAAUAUUUUAUGAAUUAAUAUUCACUGAAAAAAUUUUUAGUUGUUAGAAUUAUUUUUAAGGUUAUUUUCGUAUUUUUCUUACCCACGAUAGGCCUAUAAUUUCCGUUAUCUUUCUGUUUUGCUUUGUUUUGUAUAUGUAUGUGUGUUGUUGUAGUUGUUGUUUGUUUGUUGUCUGUCUUGUUUUCGAAGGGCCGGGGGGGGUGAAGAAGAGGGUGGGUUAAGAAAUCGAAAAGAAAGUCGAAAAAGAGAGCAAAUAGGUUAUCCGCUCAAAACAAGUACAGUCGAACCUUGAUUAUCCAGAUCUCAAUAAUCCGGAUUUCUCGAUUAUCCGGACUUUUUCUCUGGUCCCAAUUUUGUCAUGAAUAUUUACUAGUCAUGAUCGAGAUCCGUCGCCAUAAUCUUUUUAAAAGUACAGCGUUGAAAAGCGAGGUAAAAGCGAGUUUGUUUCGCUUUGAAGAGGCAAAAGCAGCACCUGCAUGUGUCGUAACUAAAGAAGAACAUUCGAAUGGGGUCUGAUUAGCUUUUAUAUUCAUAUUCUCGAUAAUCCGGACCCUUUCGUCUAGUCUCAACGAGUCCGGAUAAUCGAGGUUCGACUGUACAACUAUAAUAUUAUGCAUAGUGAAUUACUUUCUAAAUAUGAACUUGACUUUUACUUAAGAGUUUCAUGUAAUAAGAGAUAGAAGCAUUUAGUUUUUUAUAAGAAUUCAAUUGAUAGAACUUGGAAAUGAAAUAAGUUUAUACAAUAGAUGAAAGUUCAUUAAGGACAGCAAGAAAGUAGUUUUGAAUUGUUUUCAAAAUUUUUUUAAUGUUCUCUUGUUUAUUAUAUCUGGUCUCAAUACUGAAUCUUUCCUGUCCAUUUUGUAGAGUCGUUUUGUAAACAUUUGCCCUCUCACUUACAACCUCGUCUGAAACAGAUUCUUGUCACUAGUAACCUCUGGCAGAUAGGAAAUAUCGGUGUACAUUUCUUUGAGAUGGAAAGUUGUACGACAAUAAAAUAUUACGUCGAUGUCUGGGCAAUCAUGUUUUACUUUUAUUAUGACCUUGCUGAGCUACCCGAG
Messenger RNA from Pocillopora meandrina, 35522 nucleotides. The record is from the annotation of a GenBank genome assembly. NCBI's taxonomy places the organism in Eukaryota, Metazoa, Cnidaria, Anthozoa, Scleractinia, Pocilloporidae.